AUGCAGCUCGGACGUCAUCUUCGUGCUUAUUCGAAACUCACCUAUGUGCGUUGCUUCUCCAAAGCGACGCGCACAAGAAAACAAAUGAUUCUCACAGAGCUCAAAGAGGUUGGUAAACUUACAGUUGGAGGCGUUGCAUUGAUGUCAGCGCUCGUAGUGUCUGGAGGCUUCGUGAUCGAGACAGUCAAGACACUGAACCCUUUGGUGCCACCAGGAGUCAUGCUGCAAAUUUCAGAUUCACAUGGAAAAUCAUCUGAUGUUCACGUCCAAUAUUGCGGCGAUGGAGAUGUAACAAUUAUAUUUGAUGGCGGAGUAGGGGAGACAUCUUUUGACUGGGACAAAGUGGUAGUUGACGUGGCCAAAUUCGCUACUGUCAUCGCCAUUGAUCGCCCUGGCUUAGGCUUCUCGAAGCCUGGAAAGCUACCUCGAACAUCCAGUCAAAUUGCCAGCGAGUAUAGUCAGAUCUUAGAGCAGCUCAAUGUUAAUGGGAAGUUAAUUCUAGUGGGCCAUGGAGCCGGAGGGUAUAACAUGCGAGAGUUGGCGCAGAAUUUGAAUGCAUCAGGAUGCGGCUUCGAGUGUCAAGGAAUUGUACUCGUAGACGCUCUCGAAGAAAACCUACGUUUUGACCUGGAGAGCAUCUCGGAUGCUGUGCACAAAUCUCUAGCGGAAAUGGACAGAAAUGGUGAGAUGGUACUAUUCCUGGCGCGCUUUGGUUUCAUUCGACUGAUCAACGUCGUGCAACACGCCAAGAUGGUAGGAAAAUAUUCCCCCGCUGCAUUACCAUAUGUCGAGUACUUUUCUCCCUCUCCAGCUCACCGAGAAGGAGCACUUCGUGAGAACCAGUCGCUUUCUAUAACUGAGCAACGCUUUCGAGAUGCAAUUGGACAGACACAAUUUGACUUCCCUUGUGUUGUGCUCUCACACGGAAAAGCUGGAAUGUUCGACAGUAUGAAAUUGCAGGCGGGUGUUACGCCUCAGACCCUGGUAGAACUAGAGCGCAGGUGGCUUGACGCACAAAAAAGGUUGGCCACAAAUGUAAGCGGGCGCAGUGUGCAUCGUGUGAUUCACGAUGCUGGUCAUUGUAUUCCCCAUGAAAAGCCUGAAGAGAUCACGAAGGCUGUUCGGGCCUUGAUAGAUGAGAUUCAAGGAAACGGUGAGGGUCAUCGCGGUCUUGCGUCCUUAACGAAUGCUUAA
Plasmopara halstedii is the source of this 1194-nucleotide messenger RNA. Its product is annotated as alpha beta hydrolase fold protein. Lineage: Eukaryota; Oomycota; Peronosporomycetes; Peronosporales; Peronosporaceae. The transcript has a single exon. The coding region runs from base 1 to 1194 and encodes 397 amino acids. The record is from RefSeq and is a predicted model, not a curated record.